UUGUUAGCUAACAAGCUAGCCAUUAAACCACCCGAGAGUCCGCAGACUGAAGAGUAGAGACAGAGCUCGAACCAGGCACCCCCACUAGGAGUUCAGGACAGGUACGCCUCCCAGCAACUGCUGGUCAACAAAUAGCUCCACCGCUAACUGCAGCCAAAACCACAAUAUCACCUUUUACAUUUCUGUUUCAGAUGCGGCUUAGACAUCAGACAGACCUGGAGCUUUUAGGAAGGUCUUUUUAUUCAUUUUUUAACGGAGCUGGGCUAACAGUUUCCCCCUGCUUCCAGUCUUUGUGCUAAGCUAGGCUAAUCACCUGUCCGAUCUCCGUGCUUGAUGCACAGACUUGAAAUUCAUGUCAGUGCUCCUUUAUCACUCUGGAUUAGAAAAUAAACUAGUGUAAUUCCCAAAGUGAUCCAGUUGUUCCCUUAGUAAAAACAGAUCCGUGAGCAAUACCCCUCGAUAACUAAAUGUCCCGCGGCACAAGGCGGGAGGGACUGAGCGCACCGGCUAGCGUGGCGUUAGCUGAAGACCAGGAUGGAGGACACCUGUGGACGGAUCAAGCAUUUCACCGGAUGUGUCGGCGAGAGAGGAAAUGAAGCCAGUUAUCCCCUGGAAAUGUGCUCGCACUUUGAUGCUGAUGAGAUUAAGAGGCUGGGGAAGAGAUUUAAGAAACUCGACCUAGAUAACUCCGGGUCCCUGAGCGUGGAGGAGUUUAUGUCCUUACCAGAGCUCCAGCAGAAUCCGCUCGUGCAGCGGGUUAUCGACAUAUUCGACACCGACGGAAACGGGGAAGUCGACUUUCAAGAGUUCAUUGAAGGAGUCUCCCAGUUCAGUGUCAAAGGUGAUAAGGAGCAGAAGUUGCGUUUUGCCUUCAGGAUCUACGACAUGGACAAAGACGGCUACAUAUCCAACGGAGAGCUCUUCCAGGUCCUCAAGAUGAUGGUGGGCAACAACCUGAAGGACACGCAGCUUCAGCAGAUCGUUGACAAAACCAUCAUCAACGCAGACAAAGACGGCGACGGCAGGAUAUCCUUCGAAGAAUUCUGUGCGGUCGUCGGUGGACUGGACAUUCACAAGAAGAUGGUGGUGGACGUCUGACACCUUUUCUUUUUUCUCUUCCUCCAUUUACUGAAGAUCUGCUUGAAGGCGUUGUCCAGCAAAACGUGUUGCCUGUUUUCAAAGGAAGUAUUUUGUCUGUGAAACCCCCCCAUCCCCCACCCCACG
This is a messenger RNA of Xiphias gladius (swordfish), 1224 nucleotides long. RefSeq names its product protein phosphatase 3 (formerly 2B), regulatory s1ubunit B, alpha isoform, b (gene ppp3r1b). Lineage: Eukaryota; Metazoa; Chordata; Actinopteri; Istiophoriformes; Xiphiidae. Bases 535 to 1098 code for a protein of 187 amino acids. Gene Ontology annotation, molecular function: calcium-dependent protein serine/threonine phosphatase regulator activity; calcium ion binding. The record is from RefSeq and is a predicted model, not a curated record. The transcript is spliced from 6 exons.